Varanus komodoensis (Komodo dragon) is the source of this 673-nucleotide messenger RNA. RefSeq names its product beta/gamma crystallin domain-containing protein 1-like. Lineage: Eukaryota; Metazoa; Chordata; Lepidosauria; Squamata; Varanidae. The transcript has 2 exons. Bases 55 to 393 code for a protein of 112 amino acids. The record is from RefSeq and is a predicted model, not a curated record.
UCUAAUUUUCCUUGUUAAAUUUAUACAGACUGAAAUGAUUUUUUAAUAAUAUAGAUGGUGAUUUGCAGUAGACCAGAUCCAUCUAAAAACACUGUUGAAGUUUUUCAUGAUGUGUUGGACUGCACCUCUUGGAUACUGUCACCUGUGAUUUUAGUUAAAAUCAUCCGAGGAUGUUGGAUCCUGUAUGAAAAGCCAAACUUUGAAGGGCCAUCAAUUCCUCUGGAGGAAGGAGAAAUAGAACUCACAAACCUUUGGGGAGAAGAGUCAUCUGACAACAAAGAUGAAUGCACAUCUCCUGAGCCUGCAGUAAUUGGUUCAAUCAGGCAUGUAGUAAAGGCAAGUAACCAAUCAACCACCCAGUACCUUAACUGUAGUUCUAAUUUAGUAGACUAAAUUGCUUCCUAGGCCUUGGAUCAUCUUUAUAACUUUUAAGUGCAGCAGAAUGAUAAAUGAAUCCUGCACAUUACCUAACAUGUUAUAAAGAUUUGUUGGUAGUUUUGUUUCCCACAACACUAGUUAAGUGGUUGUUUGUUUGUUAUCAUUAUAAAUAAUUAUUUUAUGGGGUUUUUUGCUUGGUCAAAUUCAUAAUAGCAUAAUGUGGUGAAAUAAUGGAUCUCUUACUAUACAUUUGCCUUUAUAUUUCAGAAACAGUGGUGGAGCCUUUAGCCAGGGU